ACUUUAUGCUUCUGAAAAAUUCAUCACUUUCUUGUCGGUUAUUUAUUUGAUGCAGUAUUACGUAUGUCACUUGAUUGAUCUUUUAGCAAUGGGAUAACUUAGCUAAGUAGUCAUGAAUAAUAUUAUCGGGUCAAGUUUACUAAAGAAGCGCAAACCUAAAUCAUCCUUACGAAUUAUAUACAAUGACCCGUGGUGUAACGACUUUUAGAUACGGGGUAGUAGAUUUUAUGCCUGAUACAAAGGAUUUACACAAUCCCAAUUCAUUUUUUUUGGGUUAUAUUCAUAGGAUGCUGAAUUAAGAGCCUUCUUUUUUUACUUUAGCUCAUCUCUAGUCAGUGUCUAUAAAAAGCUGCAAAGGUAGUUUGUUCCUUGUUAAGUCAUACAAGAUAUCAGCAAGCUCAUUUUUGGUCAAAGUCACUUUGGCUUUAGUUGCUGUAACUCCUUUACUUAAUUUAUCAAUUUUUUGUUCCUCUUUUGUGUACUGGGUUUGUGUUAGUUUGUUGAAUUCUGAGCUCUUUUUUGUUUUAUUUGUGUAAUUAUAUAUCAACAAUGAACUUACGUUUUGGGGUCUUUUUGGUUAUUGUUUUCUAGAAUAUGGGUGAUGAUGGGAGUAGUAGUCAAAUGGGGUUCCAUUAUAAUGGUGAAAUUAUACCCAAUUCGCCGUCUUCGGGUAUGAUCUCAAGAUCUACGACAUUAAGUUCAAUUUAUGGUUCUAAUUGGGAUCAAAUGGUUUCACUUGGUAAUCAAAGUGGAAAUUAUGGUGCUUCUUCUAUGGUUUCUAGUGGCGAAUUGACAAAAUCGUCUUCCUAUCCUUUGUUAAUUGAAUCCCAAGGGGUUAGCAGUUCACACCUUGGUAACUACCCUGCUGAUCCGAACCUUGCUCAUCAGAUGUUGCCAAAGCUUCCGAUGUUUGGGGGCCGGAAUUUCCCUGAAAUUGUUGGUCCUUUUGGAUUACAUGGGGGUUCACAGUCUCACUUUCCUCAAUCAUAUGCCUCCAAUAGAAGGGGCAUUGAUGAGAACUCAUCGGCGAAUGUUACACAGACUGAACGAGGCUGUCAAAUCGCCGAUGGGAGAGCUGUAGGAGUAUCACCAAAUGGCAAGAGGAAACGAGACUCCGAGUCUCCUUCUCCGACUAAUGAGACUACUGAUGGAGACCCGCAGAAAGAUAAUUCAAGUGAUGUGUCAGGUCAAAAGGGACACGAUGAUCAGAAAAAGAGAAACGAGCCAAAUGCUGUUGCCAAUUCGUCCAGUCCACAAGCAGGAAAACAAGUGAAAGAUAACUCUCAAAGUGAAGAGGCUCCAAAGCAAAAUUACAUUCAUGUGAGGGCUAGACGCGGUCAGGCUACAAAUAGUCACAGCCUUGCGGAAAGGGUGAGGAGAGAGAAGAUAAGUGAGAGAAUGAGACUUCUUCAAGAACUUGUUCCUGGGUGUAAUAAGAUUACUGGGAAAGCUGUGAUGCUAGAUGAGAUAAUCAAUUAUGUUCAAUCACUCCAGCAGCAGGUUGAGUUUCUGUCAAUGAAACUUUCCACCGUGAACCCUGAGCUGAACUUUGAUAUUGAGAGACUUCUAACCAAAGAUAUUCUGCACUCACGAGGUAAUGAAUCGUCUGCACUGGGAUUUAACCAAGGAAUGGGCUCUGCCCAUCCAUUUUCUCAAGGAAUCCAUCAAAGUUUGACUGCUAUGCCAAAUUCAGCGUUGCAAUAUCAUCACAUGCCUCAAGCUGUAUGGGAUAGUGACCUGCAAAGUCUUCUUCAUAUGGGUUUUGACUCUAACUCUGCUGUUGGUGGUCUAGGACCAAAUGGUAGCUCAAAGACUGAGCUGUAGGAUUAUUAUGGAAAAUACGCAGGUUCUGAUCUCUCCUAACAGGAAACUCAAUAUUUAGUUUACUGCGCAUUUGACUCAACUAGAAAAACGAAGAAAAAGAUUAUUUUUGCAGGAAAAAUGGAAAAUUAAGGCUGUAGUGUGGUGUUGUAUAGGUGUUCAGUUCCUGACUUUUCUUCGAGUUUUAGAGAAGAAGGUGACUUGUUAGAUUCACAACUUCUUUGUAAAUUGAGAAAGCUGUUUCAAAACUUGUUAAAGACAAUCGAUUUUUUUUUUUACCCAACAUUAACUUGCGAAUGCAAAGCUUUGAAAUGUUUUUAUUGCUAUGAUUAGUAGGAAUUUUUUUUUGUAAAGAGAUCCAAGUUUAAAUUUGAUGAUUGAUAGUAUGAGAAGUGAGAUUGGGCUUUUUUUCUUA
Chenopodium quinoa (quinoa) is the source of this 2236-nucleotide messenger RNA. RefSeq names its product transcription factor bHLH74-like. Gene Ontology annotation, biological process: regulation of DNA-templated transcription. Gene Ontology annotation, molecular function: DNA-binding transcription factor activity; protein dimerization activity. The coding region runs from base 595 to 1824 and encodes 409 amino acids. The record is from RefSeq and is a predicted model, not a curated record. Lineage: Eukaryota; Viridiplantae; Streptophyta; Magnoliopsida; Caryophyllales; Amaranthaceae. The transcript is spliced from 8 exons. Gene Ontology annotation, cellular component: nucleus.